AUGGUGGCCCUCAGGCCCCCGCCUCCGCCUCCCCAGGUCGGAGGUCCCGUCAGCCAGCCUGGCCGUUAUAGCGCACCAUCGCGACAGAUUAUGGCUUUGACCGAAUCUGUUUGGAUGCAAAUUGUCGGCCCUCAGGGCCAACCCCAGCUCUGUGCCGGCCAUGACUGCCAUCUCCUCAUCUUGCGGACUCGCGAGGAAUUCCACAAAGCCGUGGGCUAUCUCCAAGAUGUCUUGAAAUUGGAACCAAAUAACGGUGAGGCAUGGGGAAGCCUUGGACACUGCUUUCUCAUGAUGGACGAUCUUCAACAGGCCUAUACCGCCUAUCAGAAUGCCCUUGUCAACCUUCAGAGUCCAAAGGAACCCAAACUUUGGUAUGGAAUUGGCAUCCUCUAUGACCGUUGGGGAUCUCUGGAACACGCCGAGGAAGCAUUUUCCCAAGUUAUGCAGAUGCAGCCCGACUUUGAGAAGGCCAACGAAAUUUAUUUCCGCUUGGGCAUUAUCUACAAGCAACAAUCAAAGUAUAACCAGAGCUUGGAGUGCUUUAAGUACAUCGUCAGCUCCCCGCCCCACCCUCUGACUGAAGAGGAUAUCUGGUUCCAAAUUGGCCAUGUUCACGAGCAGCAGAAGGACUACGAUAAUGCCAAGGCCGCCUACCAGCGUGUUCUGGAUCGUGACCCCAACCACGCCAAGGUGCUUCAGCAGCUUGGUUGGCUCCACCAUAACCAGAGCAGCAGCUUCCAAAGCCAGGAGCGCGCGAUCGAGUUCCUAGAGAAGUCCGUCGCAGCUGACACCAAUGAUGCGCAGAGCUGGUACCUGCUUGGUCGCUGCUACAUGUCGCAGCAGAAGUAUCCCAAAGCCUACGAGGCAUACCAACAAGCCGUGUACCGUGAUGGUCGUAACCCGACCUUCUGGUGCUCGAUUGGUGUCCUUUACUACCAGAUCAACCAAUACCGCGAUGCUCUGGACGCGUACUCGCGCGCCAUUCGCCUUAAUCCCUAUAUCAGCGAGGUCUGGUAUGACCUGGGUACCUUGUAUGAGUCGUGCAAUAAUCAAAUCAAUGAUGCCCUCGACGCCUACCAAAGGGCGGCUGAGCUUGAUCCCUCAAACCCGCACAUCAAGGCUCGCCUGCACCUCCUACGCAGUGGCGGCUCCAACGCUGGCCCACCUGCAAGCGCUCCUCAGCCCACUGAUCAGCAGCAGCAGCAGCAGCAGCAACAACCCCCUCCUCCCGGGCCCCCUUCUGGUCCUCCUGCUAAUGGCUGGGGCCGACACGGGGAGGUUAAUGCCCCUCCUCAACCGCCCAACCCUUAUGAACAGUCGCGCAGCGAUCCUUUUAAUCGUGGCCCGCCUCCUCCUCCUGCACCUUUGCGCCAGCCCAGCCCUCGCCAGGAGCCACCCCAGAUGCGGCCACAACAGCCCCCACCCCCGCCCCUCAACAGCAGGUUCCGCCACCACAGCAGGGAGGCCAGCCUCCUUAUGGAGACAACCGGGGCCCUGACCCUCGAGGAGGCCCUGCGCCCCUUCGGCGAGGCCCCUCCCCGCGACCUAACCACUACGCGUCGCAGGGCCCUCCACUCCCUCCCCGCCUACCUCGCAGCCGAUGCACAUGCCCGAGCGGGUGGCAAACCCUAA
Parascedosporium putredinis is the source of this 1632-nucleotide messenger RNA. The record is from the annotation of a GenBank genome assembly. NCBI's taxonomy places the organism in Eukaryota, Fungi, Ascomycota, Sordariomycetes, Microascales, Microascaceae.